This is a messenger RNA of Scedosporium apiospermum, 2115 nucleotides long. Its product is annotated as Neutral trehalase. Gene Ontology annotation, cellular component: cytoplasm. The transcript has 5 exons. The coding region runs from base 1 to 2115 and encodes 704 amino acids. Lineage: Eukaryota; Fungi; Ascomycota; Sordariomycetes; Microascales; Microascaceae. Gene Ontology annotation, molecular function: alpha,alpha-trehalase activity; calcium ion binding. The record is from RefSeq and is a predicted model, not a curated record. Gene Ontology annotation, biological process: trehalose catabolic process.
AUGGGGAACCCUGUCGAGACUAGUCAGCCUGGUGCUGAGGCCGCCGCUGAAGUUGCUGUGCCCGCGGGCGCUAACGAAGGUGGGAAUGCCGUGAACGAGCCUAAACAGCCCGUCGAGGAAUCCAAAAAGGGUGGCCAAGAUGAAGACAUUGAGUUCAAACUCGAUGUUGAGAAGACUCUUGAGAGGCUCCUCGAACAGGAAGACACGGAUAAAGACAUGCAAAUCACCAAGGCAGACGGAGGGCCAAUGUCCGUAGAACUGCCCACAGCAACGCCAGACGGACCCGGCACUUAUACCCUCACCGGCCAUUACAACGUCUCCAACCUCCUUCAGGAAUUGACCAUUGCCAAAGAUGACGGCCUCAAGGAACUUACCAUAAGCCUAAGCCGUCUCAACGAAAAUCCCGUCCACCGGCUCGCAAGACGCAUCCGCGAGGACUUCUGGGACAAGCUCACUAGGAGAAUCGAUGCCUCCACCGUCGAGAUCGCCGCCGUCGACCCCAAGGACUGGACCGACGACCCGAGGCCGAGGAUCUACGUGCCGCACGGCGAGCCGAAGCAGUACGAGUUUUACAAAAAGGUCGCCGCCGAUCGGCCCGAGAUCCGCCUCGAUGUGCAGAUGCUUCCCGAGAAGAUCACACCCGAGCUCCUCCGCGAUCUCAACCUCAGGCCUGGCCUUCUUACCGUCGCCAUGGAAGAGGUGACAGACCCCAAGUCAGGGGAGAAGACCCUCCGAGGCGUUCCGUUUGUGGUCCCCGGCGGACGGUUCAACGAAUUCUACGGCUGGGACUCGUACUUUGAGAGUCUCGGUCUUCUCGUCAACGACCGCGUCGACCUCGCCAAGGGCAUGGUUGACAAUUUCUGCUUCUGCAUCAAAAACUACGGCAAGAUCCUCAACGCUACCAGGUCGUACUACCUCUGCCGAUCCCAGCCGCCCUUCCUUACCGACAUGACCCUCCGCGUCUACGAACGGAUCAAGGACGACGAGGGCUCCAAGGAGUGGCUACGCCUGGCACUUCUCGCCGCCAUCAAGGAGUACUCGAGCGUUUGGACGGCCGAGCCGCGCUACGAUGCCGGGACCGGCCUCUCCCGCUACUUGCCGGAGGGUCUUGGCGUUCCGCCCGAGACGGAGCCGGGUCACUUCAGUACCGUCCUCACGCCGUAUGCCGAGAAACACGGCAUGACCUACGAUGAGUUUGUCGAGGCGUAUACUUGGGGUAAAGUAAAGGAGCCCGAGCUCGAUACCUACUUUGAACAUGACCGAGCCAUCAGAGAAUCGGGCCACGACACGAGUUACCGCCUAGAGAAUCGAUGUGCUGAUCUCGUGACUGUCGACCUCAAUUGCCUUCUUUACAAGUACGAGACGGACAUUGUCAAGGCCAUCCGCACCUAUUUCGACGACAGCCUCGUCGUACCCGAGGAAUACUCCGCGGGCAGCAACCUCCAGCCCGGCGAGAUACUCACAUCGGCUCUCUGGGAGGAGCGCGCCGAGAAGCGAAAGCAGGCGAUCCAAAAGUACUGCUGGGACGAGGAGAAGGGCUGGUUCUUCGACUACGAUAUCGCCAAGAAGGAGCAGACGGGAUACGAGAGCGCCACGACGCUGUGGACUCUCUGGGCCGGCGUCGCAACGAAGGAGCAGGCGGAGAGGCUCGUCAAGAAGACUGCGGUCCCCAAGCUCGAGGCCUACGGCGGACUCACGUCGACGACGGAGGCAUCGAGGGGCGAGCUCGGGCCGGACAGGCCUCAGCGGCAGUGGGAUUACCCGUACGGAUGGGCGCCGCAGCAGAUGCUCGCGUGGGAGGGCCUUCGGCGCUACGGGUACGAAAAUGAGGCAUGCCGGUUGGCCUACAAGUGGCUGUACAUGAUGGCAACGGCGGCUAGGGACUAUAAUGGUGUGGUGGUGGAAAAGUACGACGUUACUCGCAAGUCGGAACCGCACCGAGUCGAUGCCGAGUAUGGAAACCAGGGCCUAGGCUUCAAGGGUGUUGCCAAGGAAGGAUUCGGAUGGGUGAACGCUAGCUUUGUUGUGGGCCUCCAGUACUUGGACCCCAACCAUGAACUUGGGUUGGAGAAGAUGCUGCCCUGGGAAAAUUCGUUAGAUCCUCUCUCCACAUAA